Biomphalaria glabrata is the source of this 2027-nucleotide messenger RNA. RefSeq names its product Golgi pH regulator-like. Gene Ontology annotation, molecular function: voltage-gated monoatomic anion channel activity. The transcript is spliced from 16 exons. Gene Ontology annotation, biological process: intracellular pH reduction. The record is from RefSeq and is a predicted model, not a curated record. Gene Ontology annotation, cellular component: Golgi cisterna membrane. Lineage: Eukaryota; Metazoa; Mollusca; Gastropoda; Planorbidae. Bases 276 to 1655 code for a protein of 459 amino acids.
CUAACUAGAUCUAGAUCUAGUAACUAGACUAUAAUAAAAAAACAUCAUCAUGAUCUAUCUAGACUAGAUCUAGAUAUUGGAAUAUUCUAGAUCUAAUAUAUAGAGUCUAGACUAUAGAUCUAGAUCUAUAUAGAAAUAGAAAUCUAGAUUAAGAAAGACUUGAGAAGCUGAAGACUGAAGUACUUGAAGUAGUCUAGAUAGAUCAUAAUCAUAUACUGAUUCUAGAUAUCUUGAUGAUCUACAUGCUAGACAGACUAGAGUAAAAUAAUAUUGAAAUGUCUCUUUUGGUGGAUUCGAUAAUUAUGACUUUUUCAUUGAUUUUAUUUUUUGGAGGUGGCUGGGUUUUCUUCUUAAAACAGCUUUACAGAGACUAUGAGGUUCAUCAUACUGUUGUUCUUCUUGUGUUUUCUAUCACAUUUUCAUUAUCAUGCAUCAUGUUUGAGCUCAUUAUCUUUGAAAUUUUGGGAAUCAUGGAGACCAGCUCAAGGUUUCUCCAUUGGAAAUUAGGAUUAUAUGCAAUUUUGUUUGUUCUGAUAGCAGUAUUGCCAUACUAUAUUGCCUACUACCUCAUACAGAAUGUCAGGAUAGUUCCACAAAAGCGACAUUUUCGAGUGAUUAUAGCUGCAGGAGUUUGGUGCCUAACAUUAUACUUGUUUUGGAGAGUUGGGGAUCCUUUUCCAAUUCUGAGCCCUAAACAUGGUAUAUUUUCUAUAGAACAAUGUAUAGGGCGUGUUGGUGUAAUUGGAGUAACUUUGAUGGCAAUUUUAUCUGGAUUUGGUGCAGUUAAUUGCCCAUAUACAUACAUGUCUUAUUUUAUAAGGCAUGUAACAGAGGCGGAUAUUCAAAGCAUUGAGAAAAGACUUUUGCAGACCUUAGACAGGAUUAUUGUGAAGAAAAAAAAAAUAGCUUUAUCUCAGAGAGAUAGUUUGAGACAAGCCAGUUUGUCUUCACCAGCUAAAGGUAUAUGGGGCCUUCUCAAGAGUGCAGCCACCAGUGUUAGUCCUUAUACAGAAAAUCUGGGACCUGUUAAACUAGAAACACAGGCAUUAGAAGAAUUAAGUCGCCAGUUAUUCUUAGAAACAGCUGAUCUUCAUGAUGCAAUGGAUAGAAUAGAGUAUUCCAAGACAUUUAAAGGUCGUUACUUCAAUGUGAUGGGUCAUUUUUUCUCUUUGUAUUGUGUCUAUAAAAUCUUCAUGGCUACUAUCAACAUUAUUUUUGACAGAGUUGGUAAAGUGGAUCCAGUAACUAAAGGAAUCGAAAUCGCUGUCAAAUAUUUUGGUUUUGAAUUUGAUAUAAAAUUCUGGUCUCAACAAAUUUCAUUUCUACUUGUUGGUGUGAUUAUUGUCACUUCAAUCAGAGGUUUUCUCAUCACAUUGACAAGGUUUUUUUAUGCUAUAGCUAGCAGUAAAUCAUCUAAUGUUAUUGUUCUUUGCUUGGCCCAGAUUAUGGGUAUGUAUUUUGUCUCCUGCGUUUUAUUAAUGAGAAUGAAUAUGCCUCAAGAAUAUAGAUUGAUAAUUACAGAAGUUCUUGGAGACUUACAAUUCAACUUUUAUCACAGAUGGUUUGAUGUUAUAUUUCUUGUCAGUGCUUUGUCCAGUAUUGGAUUUCUGUACAUAGCUCACAACCAGUCAGCAGAGAAAAGUUUGCAGAGAUGAAAUGCAAGAAUAUAGGUCAUGUUGGUUUGGGUAAAUCAACUAACAAGUUAACAAGUGUUCAGGAUCUUUAUAUAUAGAGAUACAUUUGUGGAUAGUAAAUCUUGCUCUAAAUUAUCUUUUAAUCAUUGUACUACUACUCUUAUAUCUGCAUGUAGAAAUUGUUUAAUAACUCUGGGCCAAUUGUUUGUUUUUUUAACAAUGAGUUUAUCCUUAUUUCCACUGGUACUGUACUACAAACUUUGCUUUGCAGACACUCUGUAAGUUUGCAGCUGCCAGUGUAUACUAUUUAAAUGUGUACAUUUUAUGAUCCUCAUAAAUUGUUUUAUUAUUGAGUACAUUUCCUCAAUUUAAAUAAAAGCCUUUGUGUUGUCA